Molecule: messenger RNA, 678 nt
Organism: Zingiber officinale
Lineage: Eukaryota; Viridiplantae; Streptophyta; Magnoliopsida; Zingiberales; Zingiberaceae
Exons: 5
Coding region: 55-486 (143 amino acids)
Biological process (GO): mitochondrion organization
Cellular component (GO): mitochondrion; nucleus
Source: RefSeq, a predicted model, not a curated record
CUUUUGAGAACCUUCUUCUUCUUUUGCCGAUUCAUCUGCGACUCCUCCUCGAAGAUGGCUCGCGGCAGCUCCGGCGGACGCUCUUCUGGUCGUGCUGCAUCUCGAGCAACUCCGACGAGGAACCCACCUCAAAAAGCGCGCUCUGCACCUCCACCUGCUCCCGCUCAAGCAAGAGAAUCACUCCUUGGCUCAUUUGUUGCCGACAUUAAGGAAGGGUUCGGUUUUGGUGCCGGGAUUACCCUCGCGCAUCGAGCAAUUGAAGCUGUUCUAGGUCCUCGUUCCAUUAAACUUGAGACUGUAGUCUCUCCAGCCCCAACUGCUCCUCCUCCUGUGAAUGCCUCUUUGGAAUCUGAUGCUUGCAAUAUCCAUUCUAAAGCCUUCCAGGACUGCCUCAACAACUUUGGGAGCGACAUCAGCAAAUGCCAGUUUUACUUGGACAUGCUCAAGGACUGUCGCCGUGGAUCUGGUGCUGUUCUUGCCGCGUAGUGUUUGAUCUAUUUCAAAUAAAUUGUCGUUCAGCAUUAUGGUUAGGGUUGAUCUGAGAUGCUCGUAAUGGCGUUGCACUUGGAUUUCUAUGCUACGUACAUUUUCAUAAUUGUUUCGGAGCAAGUAGUACACGAACUCUCUUUUGAUUUCGGUAAUGAAGUUGAGUCCCGAUUCAAAUGUGGUACCGCCCGC